GAAGGAGGUUCGCCACCAACAAUGGGUCUCAUCAAAAACCUCUGUCUCAAAUUGUCCUACACAAAAGCCAUUGACCGAUCAAGUGGAAGACUGGAGACAAUGUUCUUUGAGAAUUACUAUAGAAUCGCAUAUAUGACAGGUAUGUCUACUGCUGACGACAAUAUAGGCUACCUGGUGUACAGCAACGCUGUGAAGCUGAUGAUAGUGCUGCUCGUACUGGGAGUGGUGUGGUACGGGUUCAUGGAAACCACCAGUUUUGAUGAAUUCGCUGGGAACCUCAACGUGUCCCUCUUACAAUUUAUCACGUUUUAUCGAUACAGGAAUAUGUUGGCACACGAAAAGUUUUACAACGAACUGGCCAGUUCUAUGGAAUCUCCAUACUUCGAUAUAUCAACGGAGCAAAGAAAGAAACUGGUGGAAUUUUGGAGCCGAACAAACGUGAAAUAUUUGAAAUUACUUAUGGGUUUGGGAAACUGCACUCUUUUGGCUUGGUUCAUAUUCCCACUAGUGGAUGACAUCGAAUACAACCUCAUCGUGGGGCUCUACCUACCGUUCUUCUACAAGUCACCUUCUAUGUAUCCUCUAGCAUACAUGUUAUCAGUGAUAUUCUUCUUCUACAUCUCCCAAUUCGUGAUGGUGACGGACCUGAAGAUGCAGACUCAUCUCAUACACGUCCUGUGCCAGUUCUCAGUGUUGGCUGACUGCUUCGAGAACAUGAUCCCUGAUUGUACUGCAGGUCUUGAAGGAGUACCGAGAAACCAUUUAAUGUAUAACAAUCACUUCGCUGCGAAAUACACAGAGAGAUUAGGCAAUUUAGUGAAACAACAUAAAAUAUUGCUGGGGCACGCGAUGAACCUCCGCGACACGCUAAGUGGGCCAUUGUUGGGACAGUUGGCGGCCAGUGGCGUGCUCAUUUGCUUCAUCGGAUAUCAGGCCACUGCGACCAUAGGACAAAGCGUGGUAGCAUGUAUGACAAGUUUCCUGUUCCUGGCAUACAAUCUGUUUGACUUCUACAUGAUAUGCCGCUGGUGUCAAGAGAUUACUAACCAGAGUGCUAAUGUCGGUGAAGCCAUAUACUGCUCAGGGUGGGAGUGCGGAGUCUCCAAGCUGCCCGGAGUGCGGUCUACCAUCAUGUUCGUGAUAGCAAGGGCCAACAAACCUCUCGUCCUCACCGCGGGAGGGAUGUACGACCUCUCCCUCACAUCUUAUACAAGUCUCGUGAAGACAUCUUAUAGUGCUUUGACGGUGCUGCUUCGAUUCCGCCAUGAUUAAAUAGUACCUAAAGAUGUCUAAAAAUAAUUUCAAAAUUAUUUAGCUUUUACUGAAAAUCUACACUACAUUAUUUAAUAUUACACUGAUUUAAUAAAGAAGAAGAAUUAGAAUCUAUUUCUGCACAUUUAAUUCUUAAACAAUGUAUAGGUAAUUUAAUGUUUACUUACUGCUAAUAAAUUAAAAGCAC
Spodoptera frugiperda (fall armyworm) is the source of this 1459-nucleotide messenger RNA. RefSeq lists its product as uncharacterized. Gene Ontology annotation, molecular function: olfactory receptor activity; odorant binding. The transcript is spliced from 9 exons. The record is from RefSeq and is a predicted model, not a curated record. Gene Ontology annotation, cellular component: plasma membrane. Bases 22 to 1272 code for a protein of 416 amino acids. NCBI's taxonomy places the organism in Eukaryota, Metazoa, Arthropoda, Insecta, Lepidoptera, Noctuidae. Gene Ontology annotation, biological process: sensory perception of smell; detection of chemical stimulus involved in sensory perception of smell.